Molecule: messenger RNA, 591 nt
Organism: Aspergillus welwitschiae
Lineage: Eukaryota; Fungi; Ascomycota; Eurotiomycetes; Eurotiales; Aspergillaceae
Exons: 2
Coding region: 94-309 (71 amino acids)
Source: RefSeq, a predicted model, not a curated record
GACACUAGUAAGAGUAGGGGUGAUGUGCUGGAGAUCUAUGGCCUUGGAGGGACGUGGUUUGAUUGUCGUGAUGUGGAGGGAUUUCUGGAAUCGAUGGGGGUUGAUGUCAUUAAUGGAUGGAUGUUUCGGAGGUGCAGUAGGACUGGGGAUGCUGGGGAGUCGUGGGUUUUGGAUGUCGAGGGAUUCUUUCUGAGACUCCUUCCUGGGCUUGUUAUUCUUGGUCGUGCGCCGGGGUUUAGGGAGGUGGAUGUUAAACGUGCGUUGCAGGCUUCGAUGCGGAGAGUGGAUCAUAUAUAUGGAGACAGAUAGCUUUGUGCUAGUCACUUGCCUCGGAGCUUGGCUUGAGUUGAUUAUAAUAUCUCGGUGGGGAAUGGGUACUAUGUUCGGACUUUCAAGCCGGGCUAAUAGCCAACAUUACAGGACAGCUGCUGUGAUUAGACGAAGUCUGUCUUAGAGUUUUCAACUCAAUAAUAAUAUCAAAGGUCUAUAGAACAAGAUUUAAAGAAAGUUCCUGUUCGUAUAGCUUCACUCUAGAGCAGGAAAAGAGGAUGGUAUGAAACUCCGAGAACAUACCGAAGCCAUUACUCGCAC